This is a messenger RNA of Adineta ricciae, 903 nucleotides long. Lineage: Eukaryota; Metazoa; Rotifera; Eurotatoria; Adinetida; Adinetidae. The record is from the annotation of a GenBank genome assembly.
AUGGCAACGAACGGUACACAACGUCAACAGAAGAAAGAAAACUUCCUGCGACAGUUUCGAGAUGAACAUAGUAAAGAAAUCAAACCAUUGACUGCUGCACAGUUUAUGGAAAUCUGGAGUCAUUAUGAUACUGACGGUAAUGGCUUUAUCGAAGGACAUGAAUUAGAUGAUUUACUUCGUGAACUUGCGUCAUCCGUUAAUUCCAAUGAUGCAGGUCCCGAGUUGAUACCUGAUAGUGUGCUGAAAGAGUUAAAAGAAAGUUUUCUUGAAGCGUACGAUGAAAAUGAUGAUGGAAAAAUUGAAAUGGCAGAAUUAGCAGAAAUCCUUCCGACUGACCAGAACUUUCUUCUGCUCUUUCGUAAAGAUUAUCCACUUGACUCAAGUGUUGAAUUUAUGAAAGUCUGGAAACAAUUCGACACGGAUUGUUCCGGUUACAUCGAAGCGGAUGAGUUAAAACAAUUUAUCAAAGCUUUACUGACGAAACGACAAGGAACGAACAUCACUGAAGAGAAAUUAAUCGAAUACACCGACACAAUCUUACACAUGUUCGAUGCGAAUGGUGAUGGAAAAUUACAAUUCAGUGAAAUGACCAAAUUAUUACCAGUAAAAGAGAACUUUCUUUUACGUCCAAUUUUUAAAGGCUGUUCAACGAUAACACCUCAGGAUCUAGAUCGUGUAUUUCAACUCUACGAUAAAGAUGGAAAUGAAAUAAUCGAAGAGGAUGAAUUAGACGGCUUUGUUAAAGAUCUCAUGGAUUUGAUUAAAAAAGAUUACGAUCAUGAAGAUUUACAGCAAUUUAAACGGACUCUAUUGAAUGGUUGUGAUCAUAAUCGCGAUAAAAAGAUCAGCAAAGCGGAAUUGAAAAUGAUUCUUCUUGCAUUGUCACAACCGACUGAUACCUAA